Molecule: messenger RNA, 1040 nt
Organism: Patiria miniata (bat star)
Lineage: Eukaryota; Metazoa; Echinodermata; Asteroidea; Valvatida; Asterinidae
Product: retinol dehydrogenase 8-like
Exons: 5
Coding region: 1-864 (287 amino acids)
Molecular function (GO): oxidoreductase activity
Source: RefSeq, a predicted model, not a curated record
AUGGCUCCACAAGUUGUGCUGAUCACUGGAUGCUCGGCGGGGAUAGGUCUGGCCACCGCCGUGUGUCUAGCAGCGGAGAAACAACAUGAAUUCAAGGUGUACGCAACCAUGAGAAAUUUGGGGUCAAAGGGCAAGCUGGAAGCUGCAGCAGGUAGCUCCCUUAACAAGACGCUCUUCAUCCGGGAACUCGACGUCACCAAGCAGGACACCAUCUCGUCCGUCGUUGACGAGAUCUUGCGGGAAAAUGGGAGAAUUGACGUUCUGGUCAACAAUGCUGGCUUCAGUGGUGUUGACGCCAUCGACAAGAGAUCCAUUGAGUGGUGUCAGAGCCUGAUGGAUACCAACUACUGGGGCGUGGUCAGAUGCACCAGGGCCGUGUUACCACCGAUGAAGAAGCAGAAAUCUGGCCGAAUAUUGAAUGUAUCAAGCGUCUCCGGUAUCCUAGGUACCCCUUUCUACGCCACCUACGCGUCUAGUAAAUUCGCCGUUGAGGGAUUCUCUGAGUCCAUCGCGGCAGUGUUGCGUGAUGGUUACAAUAUCAGGGUAAGCAUCGUCGAGCCGGGUCCGGUAGUCACCGACCUCAUGACCAAUCUCGUGACAAACCUGGAGGAGCAUGCGGCGGGCUUCAACGACGACAAGCUGAAGGAGAUGUACCUGGCCCAGGCUAAGAACAUGCAACCCAUCGUAGACAUGGUGGCCCAGAGCACGAAUGAGAUAGCCAAGCUGCACCUAGAGAUCAUACUGAGCGAGAACCCGCACCUGCGGUACCAGACUAGUCCGGCUAUGACUAAGAUGGUGGCGGACAAGUUGAAGGAUCCUACUACGGACGCACUGCUGGAUGCGCUCAAACAGUAUGGAUCCUAGACGAAGGAUGUCAUCCAUUAGCCGUAUUGAGAUGCGGUGGACACAGCAGGAGGGCGCUGUUUGGUUUGGGUAAAAGGCUCAGCGCCUUCUAUUAUUGUGUCCGCCAUGUCUCAAAAGGCUAAUGAAUGUAUACAUUUUUGAAGUAAAGACCGAAGUGGUUGUGAUAUGAUUUUCAC